AAGCUCCACCUGUAAUCUCGCGAUACGUUUUGUUUUCAUUGAUUUUGAACGAUGGCGUCGGAAGGAGGAGAGGCGGGCAGCGCUGCUACAACCGAACCGGAGCCCGGAGAGGGAGACGCUGCAUUUGGGGAACUUCCCACCAGCAUGGACACUGAAUCAUCAAACGGCAAAGAGGGAAUGGAAGCGGCUGGCGACGGCUCGGAGGCCGCUGACGCUCUGACCGGAUCCGGAGACGAGGAGAGCGGCAGGCAGCUGGGAGAGGUGGAGCUGCAGUGUGCCUUGUGUAUGAAGUGGUUCACCGCAGACACGUUUGGCAUCGACACUGCGUACGUAUAUCCACUGAAGUAUAAGGCUGCUCAAUUAAUCGAAAUCUGA
This is a messenger RNA of Morone saxatilis (striped sea-bass), 375 nucleotides long. Its product is annotated as set1/Ash2 histone methyltransferase complex subunit ASH2-like. The coding region runs from base 52 to 375 and encodes 107 amino acids. The transcript is spliced from 3 exons. NCBI's taxonomy places the organism in Eukaryota, Metazoa, Chordata, Actinopteri, Moronidae. The record is from RefSeq and is a predicted model, not a curated record.